GUCGCGCGCUGAUGACGACACGCGCAGAGGCGGUGCGGGUUUGCCACGUCGGUCUCUGUGCAACGCAUUUACACUGUUGCUCUUCCAGCCCAGGGCUAACUUUUUGUGGCGUUUAGUGCUCUCACCCUGAGAAAAGGCGACCCCCCCGGUGUCGCCCUCGCCGCUGUAGCCCGUCGCCACAGCAGCUCAGUCCAGGGAAUUGAAGCUGAAAGGCGGAGAAAUGCUCGGUACUGCCCGGACUCGCCGCACAACUGACUGAUGCAUCCUCGUCCAGCUCAGCCGCCCGCAUGUUGUCGAUGUUUUUGGCCUGGCAGUACAUGGUGGCUCACUGAGGAGGAAGGGGGAAGUCCCAGUGGCUUUUGGUUGGUGGGCUCUGCCCUUGGUUGCCACAGUAAUAGGCGACCAUGCCAGGGGGUCGCAGGGGUCCCAGCAGACAGCAGCUAAGUCGCUCCGCUCUGCCGUCCCUGCAGACUCUGGUCGGAGGAAACGUCGGGAAUGGUACAGGCCUCAGGAACAGGAGCAGUAACACGCUGGGUCUAUCUGCUCCACCCAUCUCAGCCCUCAUUACUCCGGAGCCAGUGCGUCACUCGAGGAUCCCCGAGCUGCCAUUGGACAGCAGUCUGCUGUUUGAGUUCCUGCUUUUUCUCUAUUUGCUGGUGGCCUUGUUUGUCCAGUACAUAAACAUCUACAGGACAGUGUGGUGGUACCCAUACAGCCACCCUGCUGCCUCUACCUCACUCAACUUUCAUUUAAUGGACUACCACCUGGCUAUCUUCAUCACAGUAAUGCUGGCCAGGAGGCUCGUUUGGACAAUUGUUUCUGAGGUGUCUCAGUGCAGCGGGGGGUCUCUGCUGCGCUACGUGCUUCUAAUCGCAGCUCGACUCAGCCUGCUGACCCUGUGCGGCUGGGUGCUGUGCUGGACGCUGGUCAACCUCUACAAGGAAAACUCUGUUCUUAACCUCCUCUUCCUGGGAUAUCCAUUCGGUGUUUAUGUCCCACUCUGCUGUUUCCAUCAAGAGGGAGGGAAAAGCCAGGUGGCACCAGCCGAUUGUGAUUACACAGCUGACCACCAGCAGACCGACCUAACAGAAACCCCCUUCUUCCGACCACGCGACUUCCUCUUCCUAUUACGAGAGAACCUCAGAGAGCAGUUUUCCAGCCCCCCACACACGCCCACACACACCUGCCCGCCACCCACACACUCUCACACACCAGAGCUGAUUCGAGCAGAGGUGGAGGAGCUGAAGAGCGACUUCAACCGGCGAAUCAAGGAAGUGCUUUUCAACUCGCUCUUCAGCGCUUACUACGUAGCCUUUCUGCCCCUCUGCUUCGUUGAGAGCACCCAGUACUAUGACAUGCGGUGGUCAUGUGAGCAUCUCAUCAUGGUGUGGAUCAAUGCAUUCGUGAUGCUGAUGAGCCAGCUGCUGCCCCCCAGUUACUGCGACCUGCUUCAUCGCUCGGCGGCUCACCUCGGCCGCUGGCAGAAGCUGGAGCACGGCUCAUACAGUAACACACCUCAACACAUGUGGUCAGAAAGCACCAUUUGGCCUCAGGGGGUGUUAGUACGACAUAGUCGAAGUCUGUAUAAGGCGGUCGGUCCCUAUAAUGUGGCUCUCCCCUCUGAUGUUUCCCAUGCAAGAUUUUAUUUCCUGUUCCACAAGCCGCUGCGGAUCUUGAACCUGCUGAUCUGGAUCGAGUCCAGCGUGGUUUUGUACCAGUUAUACUCUCUGCUGCGCUCUGAGCGCUGGAACCACACAUUGUCUCUGGGCCUUAUUCUCUUCUGCAACUACUAUGUCCUCUUCAAACUACUCCGAGACCGCAUCGUGCUGGGCAAAGCCUAUUCCUACCCUCUGUCCUCCAACAGUUUGGGGCUCAAGUCGCAGUAAAGACUACACGGCGAGGCCUCUCCUACAAACUCUGGACGCGGAGGCGAGACAGAUGGAGGCCUGAUGGAAGUGGAAGGCGCUUGGAGAUUAAGGGACAGACUUUAAACUCAUAAUUGUGUUUUGAUACGGUUCAAUUUUUAAUGCAGUGUUUAUAUAUAGACCUAUUUAAAAGAAUAUUUUUAUUUUGUAUACUAUUUCGAGUUACACCGGGCAUUACCACGCUCAUGUCAUUAGCAUGUUGUGUUAUGUUGUUGCUAGGUGACAGGGAAGUCAGGGAAUGCCAGGAAGUGACUUUUCACCAAAGAUAUUUUAAGUGCAGGCGGCCAAUGACGGCGCAGACUUUGCCUUUGACAGUCUGUUAAAACAGGCGUUCGAUUCAGAGCAGAGGGAGGUUUCAUGCUUGGGUCCUGAUUGUCCUUUAUUCUGCUUCAGUCUUAAAUCUGGACCCAGUCGUUUCUGGGGGCAUCAGCACGAUUCCUUCAUUUCAGUAUUGGUGCAGCUCUUCGUCUCUAAAAGGAAUAAUUUGGGAUUUUUGGGAAAUGUGCUUAUUGUCUUUUGAUCAAAGUUAUACACUCAAUCUGUUAACAUUAGCAAAUGCAAGAAAAAUGGCUAGUCUGACAAAUGUUUACCGUACCUUUUCAUACCUGGGAGUCAAAUCCUGCUGUUCUGCUACAAGUCUCUGCCGUCACAAAGAUGCACAUUAGUAAACUGCUUGUGUUUUGUCCUCCCCCUUUUGUUUUUAUUUACUUGGGGAUUGGCCAUUUUUCAUGAUUUGGGUUAAAUGUCCCUUUGCAAAGUUAGCUCUCUAAAGAAAAGCAACACUUAAAGGUUCCUAGUGUGUUUAAAUUUAAACACCAAGGGCUCCUGUACAGGCGUCGGUGUUAGAUAUAUCACUGUUUCCACUGCUGCAACCUCUGUAGUGACCCUAAAGGACUCUUUUUGUUUAUAUCUCUGAGAUGGCUUUAACAUAAUGGCAGAAUCUGAUUCCCUGUGUGUGAAACCUUUUUUUUUAUUUUUAUAUUUAUUUAUUUAAUUGAAACAAAAGUCAAAGGGUAAAAAUAAAUCUGUCCAGUCGGUACAUGUGAAACAUGUUCAUAUUAAUGAGCUUUAGGGGGUCAUUGUAGGUAAUUUUAGUGAUCUUUGGUUUGUGCAGGAUUGGCUGUUCCACUGUAUAAAUACUUAAACCUACGUUAAAAAGUCAGCUGAAGCUACUAUCGAGGCAAGAGUGUGAUAUGAAUCUUAUUAUCUAAAUGUAAAAGGAUGAGAACAUUUCCUAAGAGUAAGUAUUCCUUUAAGCAAAGUCUCAGUCUGUUAUUUUUUUACUCAAAGUCCAAUAAACUGUUCAUGCAAACUGA
Haplochromis burtoni (Burton's mouthbrooder) is the source of this 3241-nucleotide messenger RNA. RefSeq names its product transmembrane protein 39A (gene tmem39a). The transcript has 9 exons. Gene Ontology annotation, biological process: negative regulation of autophagosome maturation; negative regulation of autophagosome assembly. Bases 405 to 1886 code for a protein of 493 amino acids. The record is from RefSeq and is a predicted model, not a curated record. NCBI's taxonomy places the organism in Eukaryota, Metazoa, Chordata, Actinopteri, Cichliformes, Cichlidae. Gene Ontology annotation, cellular component: endoplasmic reticulum membrane.